AUUUUGCUGUUCUCAACGAGCAAGAGGACAGGUUUCGGAAUUAUUUCAGAAGGUGCGUACUGUACAUUCACCCUCGACGCACGUUCUGGACUUCUGGAAUUCACCACCCCAUUUCUUUCUCCCCUGCAGCCGGCCGGCCGGUCUACGCAUCCGCACAUCGGUUCUGGUCACAAUCCAAUCAGGUGACUUUCAGAUUGUUUCAUUCUCUCAAUUACACGCAAAGAGAUCGAAUUGAGCGCGGCUGGGGAUAGAGUUGGAUGAUAAUCAGAGAUGCCUCCGAAGCAGCAAGCUAAAGCCGAUGUAGCGAAGAAGCAGAAGGUUGUUGAAGACAAGACCUUCGGUCUUAAGAACAAAAACAAGUCCAAAACCGUCCAGAAAUACGUCCAGGCCCUCAAGCAGAACGUGCAGCCUAAGACUGACCCCAAAAAGGUCGAUGCCAAGAAAAAGAAAGAAGACGAAAAGGCUAGAGAGAAGGAGCUCAAUGACUUGUUUAAGGUUGCUGUUAGUCAGCCUAAAGUUCCACCUGGUGUGGAUCCGAAGUCAAUAUUGUGUGAGUUCUUCAAAGCCGGACAAUGCACCAAGGGUUUCAAGUGCAAGUUCUCACAUGAUUUGAAUAUUCAGAGAAAAGGAGAGAAGAUCGACAUCUACAGUGAUAAACGUGAUAAUGAAACAAUGGAGGAUUGGGACCAAGAAACUUUGGAGAAGGUCGUGGCAUCAAAAAGUGAGGAAUAUAACAAGAACAAACCAACAGAUAUUGUUUGUAAAUACUUUUUGGAUGCUGUGGAGAAGAAACAAUAUGGAUGGUUUUGGGCUUGUCCAAAUGGUGUCAACUGCCACUAUAGACACGCUCUUCCUCCUGGGUACGUUCUGAAGUCGCAGAUGAAGGCUCUAUUAGAAGAAGAAAAAGAAAAAGUGUCCAUUGAGGAAGAGAUUGAAGAUAAGCGUGCUAAAUUGACUGCAUCAACUCCUAUGACUCCUGAGCUAUUUAUGGAGUGGAAGAGGAAGAAGUGGGAAGAAAGAGAUGCUAAGAUGGCCUUGCAAAUAGCAGAGAGAGCCAAGAAUGAUCGCAUGAGUGGACGCGAGCUGUUUAUGUCAGAUGCCAGCUGCUUUGUGGAUGAUGUUGGAGCAUAUGAUAAAUAUGACCGGGAAGCAGAGUCUGCUGCGACUACUGAACAGAAGGUUGAAAAUAAUGGUUCAAAGGAUGAGGCGAGCUGCUCAACCUCAGCCCCAUGCACAGGAAAUGCUCAAGAUGUUUUUGAUGAGGAAGAUGAUGAUUUGGAUUAUGAUGAGCUGAAUGAGCUAGAGGCCAGCCUUGCAAAAACAACACUACAAAUAAACGAACCCGGUGGUGACGCAUGAGACAAGAAAUUGAAUUGAUAAAGUCUCUUUUUUGUUAGAUUCAUAUCAGGUUCCGAAUCUUGAGAUAGAUUUUGGUACUUGGUGUUCUCCUUUAUAUUCCCUCACACUUGCAUUCCAAAACGACAUAAAUGGAUUUGGGCAUCUAUGGGAUAUUUAGACCAUAGUCUCCAGGAGUCCAGGGUGCAAUCCCAAUGGAGUUCUUUGUUUCUAGUCAUUGCCUUCGCCAUCUCUAUCAUUUAUUCAUUUUAGUGUUUUGUAUAUUAUCAGUCAUUUGGAGUUCAUGUGCAUGAAUAGUUUUUUUUUUUGAAAGAAAACAACCCUUCUUAUAAAAUUAAAU
This is a messenger RNA of Cuscuta epithymum, 1696 nucleotides long. The record is from the annotation of a GenBank genome assembly. NCBI's taxonomy places the organism in Eukaryota, Viridiplantae, Streptophyta, Magnoliopsida, Solanales, Convolvulaceae.